Messenger RNA from Scylla paramamosain (green mud crab), 1555 nucleotides. RefSeq lists its product as uncharacterized. Bases 184 to 699 code for a protein of 171 amino acids. The transcript is spliced from 5 exons. NCBI's taxonomy places the organism in Eukaryota, Metazoa, Arthropoda, Malacostraca, Decapoda, Portunidae. The record is from RefSeq and is a predicted model, not a curated record.
UUUCCCCUCAGUCUCGCACCAGAAGCCAGGUAGUCACCAAGUCGUCAGGUCGACUGUGCGGUGCCACUGGGAAAGCGUGAAUAGUGCCCGUCAGUCUUGUAGUGCCGUAGGAGACUCGGCAAGGCACUGUUGGUGGUGAUUGAGAAGUUACUCGCUUUGUCAUCUCAUUUCACGAGCCGCGAGAUGGAGCCACGUGUGGUGAUCGUCCUGGCACUUCUGGGAGCAGUCUCAGCGGCUCCUCAGCUCUGGUUGUCCGAAAAAUCACACCUGGGCCUGGAACAAGCGCUGGCCGGCAGGAUUCCUGGGAUCUACAAAGGCUACGAGGGGCGAGGCAGUGACGUGAUCGUGCUCAACAUCCUGGGCUUGUCUAACCCAGUUGGCAGAGACGACUUCGACCUGGGCAGUCCUGAAAGCAACGAACUCCUGCCUUCAACAGGCGGCGUCCCUCUCCCAGAAGUAUUGAAGAGGCCGAGGAGGAGUUUUGGCAGCAGUGAUGACGAGGAAGAUCGCCCCGACCCUUUUGCGGGCCUGCCUCUCCUUGGCUCUCUGUUAGGUUCCAACUUGGGGAGAUGGUUUGACGAAACUUACGACGCCAAUGUGAAGUUCUUUAGGAGUCUGCGGAUUACCGGGAACCUUGCACUGACUCAGCUAGACGCCAUGCUGGAGGAGGAUAAGAAUAACGGAACAAUACGAGGAUGAGGAGCAGGAGUAGCAGGAGGAGGAGCAGGAGGAGGAGCAGGAGGAGGAGGAGGAGGAGGAGGAGGAGGAUGUGGUGGUGUUGGUGGUGGUGGUGAUGGUGGUGAUGAUGGUGGAGUUUAUUUACAACCUUUCUCUUUUCAUUUUGUUGUUUCUUUAUUUGUCGCUGUUGCUUUUGUUGUGAUACUAUCUAUUAUAUUUGUUUAUCACUAUUCUUAUUAUUACUAUUUUUAUUAUUAUUAUUAUUAUUAUUAUUAUUAUUAUUAUUAUUAUUAUUAUUAAGAAAGGUGGAGGCAAAAAGAGACACAGGUGUCAAAUGUCUCAACGUUAUCAUUAUUAUUAUUAUUAUUAUUAUUAUUAUUAUUAUUAUUAUUAUUAUUAUUAUAUUUUUAUAUUUUUAUUAUCAUUAUUAUUAUUACCGGUAUUACUUUGCACAAUGUCCUCAUUCCGUAUAUGAAUGUUUAUCUUUACUUGCUAUUCUAACAUUUCUAUUUUAUCGCAUGUACCUAAUUCUUAAUUUCUAUUUAGCUGUUGCAUUAUUUCUCUUCUUUCUUCCUCAUUUGAUUUAAUUUUCGCAGCAGUCUUGUCUGCUUUUCAGUCUUUUAGUUCCCCCUGUCAUAACUGCAUCCUUACUUCUUUUCUUUAUCUAGUUUUGACUUUUAAUUUUCCACUCCUCUUCUUUCCACUCCUCUUCUUUUCAACUUUCGUUUCAUUUCCUAUCUCCCGUCACUGUUUUGUACUUUUCCUUCUCUCACAUUUCUCUUUUCUACAUUUUUACUUGUCUCUUUCUAUCGGAGAUAAAAAUAAACAUAACUAACAUUUUUCCAAUUUUCAUGUAGAACUAUUAGAACUAUUUCUA